Helobdella robusta is the source of this 3784-nucleotide messenger RNA. RefSeq lists its product as hypothetical. The transcript has 28 exons. Lineage: Eukaryota; Metazoa; Annelida; Clitellata; Rhynchobdellida; Glossiphoniidae. Gene Ontology annotation, molecular function: ubiquitin-protein transferase activity. The record is from RefSeq and is a predicted model, not a curated record. Bases 183 to 3314 code for a protein of 1043 amino acids.
AGUUACGCAUGUACACAAAUGAAGGUUUUAAAUGUUGUUAUACUUUAGUUUAUAUGCUGUGUAAACUCUUUUUUUUAUUUUGAACAUUUAGAACAAAUUCAAAUUUAUUAUUCAUAAUUUUAGCUUAUUUUAAAAAUAUAUAAUAUUAAUAAAAUACUCGUUAAACAUAAAUACAAUAAGAAAUGUGUGAUGUUUUGUGCUUUGGAAAUACCACCGACGGACAGCUCGGACUGGGUGGUAUCGAAGAGGAACAAAUAUUUUCCGCUAGACAAAUUAAAUUUUUAUCCAACAAAAAAAUAAAUGAAAUCAGCUCCAACUUCUUCCACUCCUUAAUUUUAACAGAAGAUGGCACGGUUUACAGCUGUGGCAGUAAUGACUAUGACCAACUGGGGCAUGACAAACCCAGGAGGAGGCCAGAGUUUAUUGAUGCCCUGGAAACAAAGACAAUAGCAAAUGUAAGAAGUGGUCUGCAUCAUAGUGUUGCCCUAACAAACCAAGGCCAAAUAUACACGUGGGGAAGCAAUGAAGAAGGUCAGCUUGGAACCAACACUAAGGAAACCACGGCAUCGCCUAAAUUAGUUAAAUAUUUCUCUGACAUGGUGGUUGUGCAAAUUGCAUGUGGACACCAUCACACCCUGGUUCUCACUGAUGAUGGUCGUGUACAUACAUGGGGCAGCAAUGAAUGGGGACAGUUAACAGUUAACCCCAAAAUUCACCCACAACCAUCUUCUCAGCCGAAAGUAAUUUCUCGUCUGCAUGGCUUGCCCAUCGCACAGAUUGCCUGUGGGGCACAUCACUCUUUUGUACUAACGGUCUCAGGGGCAUUGUUCGGUUGGGGAUUGAACAAAUUUGGACAGCUGGGUGUUGGUGAUCAAUUAGGUCGAGUCGAGCCAGCUUUGGUGAGCAUGUUGAGGUCUCAGGAAGUUGUCCAUGUGGCAUGCGGGGAGAACCACACCGCUGUUCUAACCAGGAAUGGAGGGGUGUUCACCUUCGGAGCGGGCAUGUAUGGUCAGUUGGGCCAUGGCAACACAAGUUCAGAAUCCAAUCCUAAGAAGAUAUUUGAGUUGAUGGGCUUCGUUGUCUCUAUGGUUGCCUGUGGGAGAAAUCACACGGUGGUUUACGUUGAGUCCAAGUCGAAAGUUUACACAUUCGGCCUGGGCAGUAAUGGUCAGUUGGGUAGCAACACUCGCUCCAGCUCAGCUGAACCAACCGUUGCCAAAAGUUUGGCGUUGAAAAAGGGCACCUUCGUUAGGUGCAUAUAUGCUGGAGGCGACCAAACGUUCGUCGUCAUCAGUGACUCACAGUCCAAGUACCCUCAGGUAGACAUGAGGGUAGCACAUCCGUCUCAACAAAUUAGGACAAUUAGUAAUGAACUCAUCAAACAUCUAUCUUCAAGCCACAAAUUAGACGAUGGCACAGAAAAGGACAUUAAGAAGGUCUUCUCAUCAGUCUCCUGUUGGAAUGCAUCCUUUCUAAAUAAGGAGAAGUUACACGAGUCCUGUGAUAAGAAAAACCAUGGAGUCGAUAUAACAGCAUGUGAAAAGAUGUUCCAAGCCAUCUACAACUGCAACUGCGGAGCUGUUAAGGACCUUGUAGAUUCAACAGUUGAAAAUUUGGUAGCGUCUCAGUUGGUAGCUGUUUAUUUGGAUAUGGAAGCAAUCAAGUGGGCAAUAUCUCUGCCGGCAACCUACUACUUCGUGAAAGUCGACCGAUAUCUUGACACUGUGAUUGCACCAUUCGUUAGGUCAUUAAAUGAUGUCGAUCGCUCCUUCCCUGGUAUAUUGGAAAACUGGUGGCAUUCGUGUAUUUUAGAAUAUCAAAUACAUUUAAUAAAGGUGGUUCUCUAUUAUGUGUUCAUCAUCUUUUCAACGUCAUCACAUUACAUGAAAUCUUAUUUCAAUGGAAUCAUAAUUAUAAUCAAUAUCUUCCAAAAGGUCCUCAAAAAUAUAGUUCUUCCAGUUUUGAAAGACAUAGAGCGCCUAGUUAACCAACUACGUGACAACCCCCUGGACUACACAAUAUUUUACAUAGAAGGCCUUGAUGACCACACCGACCUUGACAUCGACUAUAUCAUCUGGACUCUCAAAAAUGUACUGCAAAUGAAAACAGUUCCAUUCUGCGACUACCCCUUCAUAUUCAACGGCAUGUGCAAGACGAAACUGCUGCAUGCCGACUCCAAAAUUCAAAUGGGUGUUCCCGUCAAUGAAGCUCAGCAGCAGAACUUAAUGAGUUGGUUCCUGCCAGUCAAUCCCCAGAAUCCCACUUUGGACAUCCUCGUUUCCAGGAACAACAUUGUCCAGGAUACCUUAUCCCAGCUAUCCAAACAUGAGGACAAAAGUUUCAAGAAGCCAUUGAAGGUGAUAUUUCUUGGUGAAGAUGCAUUGGAUGCCGGUGGUUUGAAGAAAGAGUUUUUCAUGCUGCUGCUGAAGGAUCUGUUAGAUCCCAAGUAUGGGAUGUUCCUCUAUUCUGAGGAAUCCCGACUCAUUUGGUUCAACUCCCAUUCCUUCGAAGCUAGCGACAUGUACCGACUGAUUGGUGUCAUUUGCGGACUUGCCAUAUACAACAACAACAUCAUCAGCAUCAACUUUCCUCUCAUUUUAUUCAAGAAACUUCUCAACAAGUUACCUGCAACUUUGGAAGAUUUGAAAGAAUUGCAGCCAACAACUGCCAGGGGACUCCAAACUCUGCUGGACUACAAGAAUAACGAUAUAACCGAGGUCUUCGCCUUAACAUUCGAGAUCACAAGAGAUCACUAUGGUAAAGUGCUAACAAUACCACUGGUUGAAAAUGGGUCUUCAAUAGAAGUGACCAAUGAGAACAAGAUGGAGUACGUAGAUGCCUACGUUGAUUACAUCUUUAACAAAAGUGUUCUUGACCAAUUCACUGCAUUUUCACAUGGCUUCCUUAAAGUUUGCGGAAGCAGAAUUCUCGAGCUCUUUCAGCCGUUAGAACUGCAAGCGAUGGUCAUAGGCAAUGAAAACUACGACUGGGAUGAGUUGGAAGCUAACGCCGCCUAUAAGAAUUACGACAAAAAUGAUGAAGUCAUUAAAUUCUUCUGGCAGGCAUUUAGGGAGUUAACAUUGGAAGAAAAGAAAAAAUUCCUAUUAUUCUUGACUGGUUGUGACAGAAUACCGAUACACGGAAUGAAAGCAAUCAAGCUGACCAUCCAGAUGAUGGGGGGCAGCUUAGAUUUACUGCCAGUUGCACACACGUGCUUCAACAUACUCGAUCUGCCCAGGUAUCAGACGAAAGAAAUUUUAAAGAAGAAGUUGCUGCAAGCCAUUGAGCACACCCAAGGAUUCGGACUGGUCUGACAUCCACGAACUAACGAAUUAUAUCAAUUUAUUUAUAAUUAUUAUUAAAUUUAAAAAUAUUUAUAUUUUUUUAAUCUCUUUUUCAUCAUCCGCGUUCCGUUGAAUACUUUCUUUUAAAUUGAUUCGUGAACGUUUGAUUUUAUUUUGCGAAAAUAUUAUACAUCCGUAUUUUUAGGUCAUUUUAAGAAACAGCACUAUAAUUAUAAACGAAUAUUUAAUAACAAUUAUAAACACUGAUGGCAACAAUAAAUUAAUUUAUAAACCAAACACGCAUUUCGAUUGUUAAUGGCAUAAUAUGAUUUAUAUGUGAUCAAUAUUUAACUAAUUUAUAAUUAGUAACCAGUUAAUUAUACGACUGAUUGAUUAAUUAGUUAAUUAAGUGAAUAAUUAAUUUAAUAAAUAAAUAAACGAUUGAAUAAUUGAUUGAUGAGCUAGUUUAUUUGAAGUCUGACACACUCCUUUUGUGUCCC